AUACAUUAUAUACAUAAACUGUAAUUACUUGUUUACUAAUUUGAAAACCUAAUUAUUAAGCUACUGUUUUAAGUUGCAUAAAAUGAUCAUCUAUAAAAAUAAAAUUUGCAAUAAAUUUAUAUUAUGUGCAAUAUUCAUAUAUUGCUAUUCAUGUGAAUGCAAUGCAAUUAUAUCACCACAAAGUAUGGACCAAAAUGUGUUGGCUCACGACAAGUAUUCCCGUGUCAUCAGGGCUACCAACUCAACGAGAAAUAGUUAUAGAAAUAAGAUACUAAUAAUUACCAGUAUCCUGAGCGAACCGUAUUUGAUGGAGAAGUCGUGGGCACCGGGAGGCAUACCGACUGGGAAUGACCGAUACGAGGGUUAUUGCAAGGACUUGGCCGACAGGUUGGCCCACAUACUCGGCUUCCGGUACGAGCUACGGCUCGUGAAUGACUCCAAAUACGGCCAAAUGGAUAAGCAUGGCGUUUGGGACGGUAUGAUUGGCGAGCUCGUCAGACGUGUAGGUGCCCCCUAUCGCCUAGAAGUGGACAUUGCGAUCGCGCCAUUGACUAUAACCUCACGCCGUAAAGGGGAUGUCGACUUUACCCAUGCGUUCAUGUCUGUAGGCAUAUCUAUACUCAUGAAAAAGCCGGCGCUUAUUAGUAGACCCGGAAUAUUCUCAUUCAUGUAUCCAUUGAGUCGCGAGACUUGGGUUUACAUACUGUUGUCAUAUAUCGGUAUUAGCCGUGUAUACAGCAAGCUUGACCUACGCUUAUACCAAUCAAUUCAGUCGAUGCUCUUAGCCAACAGACUGAUAUGGAAUACGGGUUCAUCCACGCAAGCAUUCUUUCAGAACUCACGUUUACCAACAUAUAAGAAAAUGUGGGAAUACAUGAGAGCUAACCCACAGGUGUUUGUCAAUGACUACGGGGAGGGUAUCCGACGGGCCAGGGAGUCAAAUGGCAAAUAUGCCUUUUUAAUGGGUUGGAAGUCCCCAUCACUUGACUACAUUAACCAACGUUUGCCGUGCGAUACCAUGAAAGUGGGCCACAAUUUAGACGAGAAAGGCUACGGUAUCGCCACUCAAAAGGACAGUCCUACUCUACUGGAAGACGCUAUCAUUAAACUACAGGAGGACGGAGUGUUGGCUCAUUUACGGCACAAGUGGUGGUCAGACAGAAGUGAAUGCGGCCCCAAAAUGAUCAUGACCGGUAUAUACGGUGUAUUGAAAGCCAAUAUUCGUGUUGUGAUCACCGGAUCGACGGAUAAUUGUGUUGAGUGUUAGCCAAUAGACAAAAUUUGAAUUUCAAACCCAAUACUAAUCAUUUGAGU
Molecule: messenger RNA, 1314 nt
Organism: Oppiella nova
Lineage: Eukaryota; Metazoa; Arthropoda; Arachnida; Sarcoptiformes; Oppiidae
Source: the annotation of a GenBank genome assembly